AUGGCCAUUUUCUCAGCCGGUCUGAGCAAUGUGCUGUCAUGGAUCCAUCUACGAGUCGCUUCUGGACGACGGCGGCGCUUCUGUCUCCAUUGGCUGACAGCAUAUCGAGUAUUGAUAUCUAGUGUCAUCAUGAUCAACCUUGGAGUCUGGGUCUCCCAGAUGGUCGUCAAUACCGCAGUGGAGACGCCCCUGACAGCCACAGCUGCCAACAUCAUGGCUGCCGUUCUGUUACGACAAGAGGAGGUCAUUAACUUCAGCUUCAAGCUCGUCUCCCAUCUUCCUCCGACCCUCCCACUCUCUUUACGUAAGGCCAUUGGCGAUUUUCACCACUAUGGCGGGUUACACAUCGGAUGCGCACUGUCAGCGCUGCUCUGGUACAUCAUGUUCACUGGUCUGAACACUGUUCGGGUGCUCAACUUCUUGCAGCUAGGCAACAUGACCACAUCACUCUACAUUGACAUCGUUUUAGCGUACACCGCCCUGCUUGCCAUUCUCAUAGUCUGCUUAACAGCAAUUCCCCGAUUCCGAGUACGUUUCCACAACACUUUCGAAGCAACGCAUCGCUUCGGCGGAUGGGCCGCAUUACUCGUUCUAUGGGUCCACGCCGGCAUCACCACUCUGACCCCAGACGCCGUCACGCCACUCUACGCUCACCCUUCAACAUGGAUGCUAGCCAUCACAGCCCUCCUCAUCAUCCUCCCCUGGCUACGCAUCCGCCGCGUCCCCAUCACAGCUCACCCAAUCUCCGCUCGCGAAGUCCAACUUACCUUCCCCUACACAUCGAUGCCCUACACAAGCACAAUCCGGACCUCAGUCGCGCCUCUGACAGAAUGGCACGCCUUCGCCACGAUACCUGUUACAGACACAACUGCAAAAAUCAUCAUCUCCCGCGCCGGUGACUGGACAGCCUCCAUCAUCUCCUGCCCGCCAACACAACUCUGGGUCCGCCACCCUCCCACACUCAACUUCCUCACCUUCGCGCCACUGUUCAAUUCGCUAUUGCUCAUCGCAACGGGCGCUGGCAUCGGCCCCAUGCUCAGCCUCCUCGCCUCUCCCGCUGUCACACACAUGCGCGCCCAGGGCCGGAAAGUGAAAGUCAUGUGGUGCGCGUACGACCCCUACGCACCGCACUGGGCGUUUGUGCUCGAUGCGGUGUGGGAGGUGGAUAAGGAGGCGCGGGUGUGGGAUAGUAAGGUAGGAAGACCGGAUGUCGCGUCUGAGGCGCGGUAUUUGGCUAUGAGCGAAGGUAUUGAGACGGUGAUGGUUGUUAGUAAUCCGAAGGUUACGAAGGACGUGGUGGAUGAGUGUAAGAUCGCUGGGUUGGCGGCGUAUGGGGCUGUGUAUGAUUCCUGAGCGGUGGGUUUGGGAUGACGAGAUGUUGGGAGAGCCCGCUCUGGAACGGAGCUGCAUACGACUUGACGACGCCGGACGAUAUUGAGUCUAUUAUAACAGAGUUGUUUGUGGACACAACCGUUCUGGUGCAAAGAAGGGAUGGGAAUGAUCUUUUUCGAAGGCAUGAAGAUGCCACGACGACGGAAUAUCAAGGACGGGACUGUAUACGGGAC
Molecule: messenger RNA, 1565 nt
Organism: Macroventuria anomochaeta
Lineage: Eukaryota; Fungi; Ascomycota; Dothideomycetes; Pleosporales; Didymellaceae
Exons: 2
Coding region: 1-1353 (450 amino acids)
Source: RefSeq, a predicted model, not a curated record